Messenger RNA from Osmia bicornis bicornis, 2823 nucleotides. It is a transcript of the gene Vps28, whose product is annotated as vacuolar protein sorting-associated protein 28 homolog. The record is from RefSeq and is a predicted model, not a curated record. The transcript has 4 exons. The coding region runs from base 129 to 2531 and encodes 800 amino acids. Gene Ontology annotation, cellular component: ESCRT I complex. Lineage: Eukaryota; Metazoa; Arthropoda; Insecta; Hymenoptera; Megachilidae. Gene Ontology annotation, biological process: protein transport to vacuole involved in ubiquitin-dependent protein catabolic process via the multivesicular body sorting pathway. Gene Ontology annotation, molecular function: protein-containing complex binding.
UCCACGAUCCGUCCUGGUUUCCAUGGCGAUGCAAACAUGGCGGCCCUAAGUGUACACGUGUAAUGAAUUGAAAGAUGUCACGAUGAAAGAUGAGGGAACAUUGAUCUAUUUUUUUUACUAUCGUCAAAAUGUCAAAUGGGAAAGACAGAAAAGUGCAGAGCACUGAACAACAAAAGAGUUACGAAUCGGAGAAACCAAUUUAUGUAAGAAAACUAAACUUCGGACAGUCGAUUCUAACCUUAGAUACGGUUAAGGAAUUCCAGGGGCAAAAAGAUGGUACAUUGUUGAUAAAUAAAAAUGUGGCAAAUAUACCAUGCACGGGAAAGAUCGAUUUUGUCCGUAAAUGGAUCGAAUCUCACGAAGAGUCCAUUUUCAAUUCGGAAAACCUACUCCAAUUAUCGCCUACUUUGGGUUCGUCUGCGGUCAAACGCGCGGAAACUUCUCCUGUUUUCGGCAAACGACGCAAACGAGUAAGAAAGAAAAGUAGUUUGAAGGAUACUGUGAUAGAAAACGAUGUUCGAGUGCAUUCGAAUAAGCUGCAAAAUACAGAUAGAAAAGAAAUUUCUAGUCCUUUUGUUGAACAUAAUAAGCGUAUGAAAAUUGAUGGUAACAAUUGGAGGGAAAACGUUAGAGAGAACUUAUUUCAUUCUCCAACAACCACAGCUCGUUUAGAAACAUCCCAAGCAAAUACAUCUCCUAUACUUGACAAAAACUUUUAUGGUUACAAAAAGAGACGAAGAAAAUGUACAGGUGAAACUUCGCAAAGAAAAGUAUUGGUACAAAUUCAAAAUAAACAUAUGGAAACAAAUAUAAGAAAUGCUUCCAUUAAUAAGGGGAAAGAAUCUCCUGUUCUAGUUGAGAACUGUUACUAUUCUAACAAAAAGAAAGCAGAGAUGCAAAGUAACUACAUAGAUUCAAAUAUGAAUUCUGUGGUAGCCCAUAAUUUAGAGAAUGAUCAACAUCUGGAAACCGGAUUUAAAAUUAUGUCUACUCAGAAACAACAGAGUUUGAUAAGAAAGUUAGAAAACAGUUUCAACAAUGAUGAUCUCAAAUCUUCUACAAGUAAGGAUUUAAGAAUUUCAGAGGACUUUCUGGAACUUGCUUCAGUAGAUUCAAACUCGAAAUUACGUAUUGAAGAUAGCCCAAGAGAUAGCGAGAAAGUUGAAACAGAAUCUAGCAAAUCGAACGACGAUAAUUGUAACAACAUUGUAAAUACCAGCAGCGAAACCGAUAAGGAUCUUAGCGAACUGAUAGAAGACACGGAUAUGCAAGAUGUAGAAUCUAUUACUAAAAACUCUAAUCGUGGCCCAAAACGCAUUUCCUAUUUAAUUUCCAAAGCUGAUUCUCUGAGCUCGCAAAUAUCUACCAAAGACUCUGAUCAAACGUAUUUUGAAAAAGGAGAGAAGCUUCGAUGUAUGCUCCCUAAUAAACGUAACGAUCUACAGCCUUCCCAAAAAAUUUCCCAAGUAUCGACGCAAGUUAACGAUCUGGCGGAUGUUAAGUCGAUUCAAAGUGGAAUUGUUAUUAGUACAGAUACGUCGCCGGGAAAAACAUACCCAGACUUAUCUGUAAAAUUAAAUCUUUUAGAUUCGGGGAAAAAGAGGAAAAAACCGAAAAGGGGAAGUUUGUCGGAAAAAUUGCAACUGACGAUCAACAGACAGGUAUCGUUCGUACGUGUGUGGAGAUAUCAAAUGAAACAAAUGGAUAAAGAUAACAUUUCUGUACCGUGCGUUACUGUUUGCGUACAUGCCUGCAUAACACGUUUCAGCAGACAAUUCCUAGAAGGAAUUGUGAUGGAAGAUUCAUUCGAAUUGCUGUCUCCUAAAGGGAGAAAUAAUUCUUCGAAAUUUAUCAAAAUCAUGACGAUUCCUAAUAUAGUGGGUAAAAUAAUAAUGUCAAUAGCUCAGGACCGACCCGAGCUUUACGAAGAAGUGAAAUUGUAUAAAAAUGCCAGGGAAAGAGAGAAAUAUGAUAACCAAGCAGAUCUGUAUGCACUUGUAAAUACUUUGCAGCAUUUGGAAAAGGCUUACAUCAGGGAUUGCGUGACCCCUAAAGAAUAUACUGCUGCUUGCAGCAAACUGUUGGUACAGUACAGAGCUGCUUUCAAACAGGUGCAAAGCGAUCAGUUUCCUACCAUAGAUGCGUUUGCCAGAGCAUUUAGACUGGAUUGUCCAGCUGCUCUGGAAAGGAUCAAAGAGGACAGACCAAUUACCAUAAAGGACGAUAAGGGAAAUACGUCGAAAUGUAUCGCGGACAUCGUGUCUCUGUUUAUUACGUUAAUGGACAAGCUGCGGCUUGAAAUCAAAGCCAUGGAUCAGCUACAUCCCGAUUUAAGAGACCUGAUGGACACUAUGAAUCGUCUUAGCAUAUUGCCAAGCGAUUUCGACGGCAAAGAAAAGGUUGCGGAAUGGCUACAGAUUCUAAAUAACAUGUCGGCUUCCGACGAAUUAUCCGACACCCAAGUGAGACAAUUGAUCUUUGAUUUGGAAACAUCCUACAACGCUUUCAAUAAAGUUCUUCACAACUCGUAAUCCAACUCGUUCGGUUGCUCUGCAUCGAAACGCGAAACUGUUUAUUUUUUUAAUCGUUUAGCUACGAUGGUUCCUUUAAUGUCGUUUACGACUAGUACAAUCAAAGGUUCCAACUUGGUUUCAUCGUAACUGUGUUACAUACGUACGCGUACAAAUAGAGCCAUACAACUAUUUUAUACACCGUUCUUUAUAAAAAGAUAUUUAAACGGUGAUUCGUUAAGUGUAAGAUAUAAAUACGAUGUAUAUACAGUGUAUCGAAGGAAACAAUAAAAUUAAUCGUAGGUGCUUAUUA